UGGCUCCGCGGCGGUGCAGCAUCUGUCCAAGAUGGCAGUGGUGGAAGAGACACUGAAGCGACUUCAGAGCCAGAAGAGAGUGCAGGGCAUCAUCGUGGUGAGUCCAGAAGGCAUUCCUAUCAAAGGCACCAUGGACAAUCCCACCACUACACAGCACGCCAACCUCAUGCAUAACUUCAUCUUGAAGGCUCUGAGCACUGUGCGUGAAAUUGACCCCCAAAAUGACCUGACCUUCCUUCGAAUUCGUUCCAAGAAAAAUGAAAUUAUGGUUGCACCAGAUAAGGACUAUUUCCUGAUUGUGAUUCAGAAUCCAACAGAAUAGCCACUCUUGGCUCCCCAUGUCAUUCCUUGAUUUAAUGCCCUCCAAGAAUUAUAAUGUCAAUCAUGUCAUCUGACCAGACCAUAAAGAUGACCAUAGAUC
Messenger RNA from Dipodomys spectabilis (banner-tailed kangaroo rat), 421 nucleotides. Its product is annotated as dynein light chain roadblock-type 1-like. Gene Ontology annotation, molecular function: dynein intermediate chain binding. The record is from RefSeq and is a predicted model, not a curated record. Lineage: Eukaryota; Metazoa; Chordata; Mammalia; Rodentia; Heteromyidae. Gene Ontology annotation, cellular component: centrosome; cytoplasm; cytoplasmic dynein complex. Gene Ontology annotation, biological process: microtubule-based movement. The transcript has a single exon. Bases 32 to 322 code for a protein of 96 amino acids.